AUGUUCGCUUUUGUAUGGUUAUCAGCUUUAGCAAUUACAUCGGCCGAUUUUUAUUAUUGCACUAGACGAUUUCUUACAUGGAACUUAAGUUGGGAAGGAAAUUGUGGAAAAUCUGGUGAAAUAGGCGAUAUAUGGUGGAGAAUACGUUAUUUUUGGGCAUUGUGUAUACCUAAUAUAAUGUUUAUUAUGUAUAUCGCAAUAUUUUGCAACAUACGUCAUAAACGUCAUAUUACGAUAAAUAGUAAUCAAAGUGCCAGACGUGAAAGAAAUGCAGUGAAAAUUCGUCAUUAUGAAUGGUCAAUGUUAAUUCAAGCUGCAUGGCAUUGUGGCACAUUGGAAAUUGGCAUAAUUCUUUUUAACUUUUUGCCACCCAUUUUAACUGAAUUUUUCAGUCAGGAAGUUUGUUUAGCAGCAAGAAUUUUCUUAAACUGUUUUGUUUUAUUUAGUUGCGCUCUAUUGCCAACUGUAUAUUUCAGUUACAAUAAGGAAUCGCGUAAUAUCAUAAAAUAUCAUUUAUAUAAUUGGUUACAAUUUAGAAUUGGACGGUUAAGAAAUAUAGUCAGUACUUAUAGUACUAGAACACAAACAGCAUAUAAUAAUAGAUAG
This is a messenger RNA of Brugia malayi, 606 nucleotides long. RefSeq lists its product as uncharacterized. The transcript is spliced from 4 exons. The record is from RefSeq and is a predicted model, not a curated record. The coding region runs from base 1 to 606 and encodes 201 amino acids. Lineage: Eukaryota; Metazoa; Nematoda; Chromadorea; Rhabditida; Onchocercidae.